Molecule: messenger RNA, 1534 nt
Organism: Daphnia carinata
Lineage: Eukaryota; Metazoa; Arthropoda; Branchiopoda; Diplostraca; Daphniidae
Product: glucoside xylosyltransferase 1-like
Exons: 6
Coding region: 142-1479 (445 amino acids)
Biological process (GO): protein O-linked glycosylation via N-acetylgalactosamine
Molecular function (GO): UDP-xylosyltransferase activity
Source: RefSeq, a predicted model, not a curated record
AGAUUUGCACGUUAUGAUGCUUUUCGAAAUAUUUUGAUAGAACUGCUGAUCGUCCAGAUAAAAAUUCCUGAAAGUCACGGACUUUUCUUACAUGGAUUCAUCUUAUUGUGAUAAUGUAAGUCCGAAAGCAAGACUUCAGGAAUGGCGAGAAAAACUUGGCUUUUUAUUCGAGCUGGAGUGUUUAUUUCUCUCUUGCUAGUCCUCUGGAAUUUUUUCUGGGUGUUGAAACUGCAACAACCCCAGCAGCUAGUUCCUUCUAAAAUUUAUUCAAUUUUCACAUCCCCUGUGCCUCAGCUUACAAAGCCAGAAAAGUUAAAUACCUUAAAGAGGCAUUUCUCUGCAAAUGUUCAACAGGAAAAGCCACAAGAAAUUCGCAUAGCAGCAGUUGUGUGUGGGAAUCGGACCAAUGAAACCCUAGUUAUGAUCAAAUCUGCUUUGAUUCUGAGUAGAACUUUCACCAGAUUCAUACUAUUUGCUGAUGAAAAUGCAACUUCUGCCUUGAAUGCAACAGUCAAACAGUGGCCUGACAAUGUUUUAAACCACAUGUCUCUUGAUCUCCGUCCUAUAACUUUUCCACGCGAAAAGGCUGAAGAAUGGAAGAAGUUAUUUAAACCAUGUGCAUCCCAAAGACUUUUUCUUCCAAGUUUGCUAGAAGAAGUGGAUUCAGUAUUGUAUGUGGAUACUGACACACUUUUUCUCACCUCCCCAUUGCAGAUUUGGGAACACUUCAAUAAAAUGAAUGAAAUGCAUAUGGCUGCUCUUGCACCUGAGCAUGAAGAUCAUUCUACUGGAUGGUACAACAGAUUUGCAAGGCAUCCUUAUUAUGGGAAUUUAGGAGUAAACUCGGGAGUGAUGCUGAUGAAUUUGACAAGAAUGAGGCAGUUUGGUUGGGAAAAAUAUGUUGUUCCAAUAUAUCAAGAAUAUAAAUCCAAAAUCGUUUGGGGUGACCAAGACAUCAUCAAUAUAGUCUUCCACUUUUAUGCCGAAAAGCUUUACGUUUAUCCCUGUCACUACAACUACCGUCCAGAUCAUUGUAUGUACAUGAGUGUUUGUAAGGCAGCCGAAGAAGAAGGAAUCAUGGUCUUACAUGGAAAUAGAGGAAGCUUCCACAAUAAGAAACAACCAGCCUUCAAGGCAAUUUAUUCUUCAAUUCAACAGCAUUCCUUUGGCGAUAAUUUGCAAACACUGUUGGACGAUAUGAAACACAGCCUUACAGAAACUAUUCAUACCAAUUGUGGGAAAAUCAUUGAUUCGUUACCAAAGCUCUUGCAGAUUAAAAAAAAGUAUCAAACGUCGGACAAAGAAACAAGGACUUUGACGGAGACAGAAAUCCUUGUGGCAUGCGCUAGAUUCAUGCAAAUUUUUCUUGCUAGUCGUAAGCAUAUGCAAGCUUUAUUGAAUAUUGGAAUCGAUGUUAUAUAUGAAGGUGACAUGGAAGCAAACAACGCUAAUACAAUUUUGAAUUUCUCGCAAUUGUAAUUUGCUGCAGGUAUUUGAGAUUCACAACAUGCAUGCAAAAUAUGAGUUUUACACU